AUGUCCUCUCCCACGUCAAUUUUGAGAGAAAAGUUCCUUUACGUCUCUGUUGAGUUUUGCAUCUUCAAGUGCCUCCUCCUUCUUCUUUAUUUUAUGUUGUUCAUGUGCCUCAAGCGAACCAACCACUUCUUCGACAGUGAUUGUCGAAUGGUCCUUCGCCUUUUCUAUUGCGCAUAUUAUAUUUUCGAACUUGUCUGUCAAAGAUCUCAUAAUCUUUUCGAAAAUAUGGGUAUCAGUCAUUGCUUCUCCAUUUCGAUUGAGAUGGUUUGCCACCGUCUACACACGAGUGAUGUAGUCCAAUACGGACUUUGUCUCCUUCAUUUUUAUUCUCUCUAUUUCUCCUCGAAGAGUCUGCAAUCGAACUUGCUUGACUCUAUCUGCUCCUUUGAAAGCCUUUUCGAGCGUGUCCCACGCCUCCUUCGAUGUAGUCGAACCAGCAAUCUUUUUGAAAACUGA
Molecule: messenger RNA, 456 nt
Organism: Vicia faba (fava bean)
Lineage: Eukaryota; Viridiplantae; Streptophyta; Magnoliopsida; Fabales; Fabaceae
Source: the annotation of a GenBank genome assembly